Messenger RNA from Beta vulgaris subsp. vulgaris (sugar beet), 1138 nucleotides. RefSeq lists its product as hypothetical. Bases 139 to 786 code for a protein of 215 amino acids. The transcript has a single exon. Lineage: Eukaryota; Viridiplantae; Streptophyta; Magnoliopsida; Caryophyllales; Amaranthaceae. The record is from RefSeq and is a predicted model, not a curated record.
UUUCACAAGCAACACUCAACAUUUCUGAGAUAAAUUCCCAAAAAUUGGAGAGAGAAAAAUUUCAACUGAAACAACAAAACAAACAAAAUUCAGAGAAAAAUCAAAGAAAUUCAAGAAAAAAAUACUUCAAAUUCUUCAAUGGCAAAACAAUCAAUUGCAUCAAUCUCAACCCAAGAAGAUUUAUGCAACUGGGAAUUCGUCAAUCAAUUUGAUUUCGAAAUUGAUGAUGAAAGCAUUUAUGAAGUUCAAAGCAUCGAUUUCGUUGAAUCCAUUGAUUCUCUCUCCUCUUCUUCAGAUGAAGAUGAUGAUGAUGUAAAGAAAUUCCCCACAAAUGAUGUCAAAUCGCAUGAUAAUGAUCUUGAUCUUGAUCAUGAUCAUGAUGAUGUGAAUGUGAAGUGUGCUAGGGUUCUUGAUUUGGGGCAAAAUCACGAGUGUUUUGAUGGUGAUUUGAGCAGUAAUGGUGAUGAUAUUGAUGGGGUUUAUGGGUAUUUUGAUGGGUCGAGUUUACAUGUACAUGGGCAUGACAGUUACAAUGGUGGGUAUCAUCAACAUGCUAAUGCUAAUGAUGAUGCUGUUGAUGCUGUUGAUGAUGAUGAGGGUGAUGUUGAUGAUGGGUAUGGUAUGUAUGAUGAAAUGGUGCCAUGGGAUAAAUUGAUGAGGCAAAGGAUAAGAAAAUCUGGGAAAAUUUCAAUUGGAAAAAUGGCGAAAUCGAAGAAAUCUGCACUUGUUUUUACUAGACCAGGUUGUGUUCGUGGUAAACAUGGAUUAGGUCUCAUGGUGUACUGAAGAUAAGAUCAUAACAACAUAAAUUUGGAGCAUAUUAUCAUUUUUAGUAGUAUAUAAUAUGAUCUACUUAAUUGUUUCUAAUUUUCGUUAAUUCAAGAUUAACUCUAGGUUGAAUCUUUAUGUCAUUUGCUUUUCUUUAGUUAGUUGGAAGAUUAUGAUCAUUAGAAAAGCAAAAAAAAAAAUUGUAAAUUUGAACUAUCUUUGUGUUGAUGAAAUGUGUAAAUAAAAUGAUCUUUCUCCAAAAAUCUUGGAUAUUAUGUUUAUAUUGUAUGGUUUGGUUUAAUUCAUAUGUUGGUCCAACUUCUUUGGAAUUUGUGAUCUUGAUUUAUGGUGAUUAUUACCUCUUUAUUGA